Messenger RNA from Penicillium canescens, 1416 nucleotides. RefSeq lists its product as uncharacterized. The record is from RefSeq and is a predicted model, not a curated record. NCBI's taxonomy places the organism in Eukaryota, Fungi, Ascomycota, Eurotiomycetes, Eurotiales, Aspergillaceae. Gene Ontology annotation, cellular component: Cdc73/Paf1 complex. Gene Ontology annotation, molecular function: RNA polymerase II complex binding; chromatin binding. The coding region runs from base 1 to 1416 and encodes 471 amino acids. Gene Ontology annotation, biological process: transcription elongation by RNA polymerase II. The transcript has 3 exons.
AUGCAACCGACAGUGCACGACAAGAUGUCCAAGUCUAAAGAUGGACAGUCCUCUGGGAGCUUUCACCAGGAUUACAUUGCGUCGCUGCGCUACCGCAAUGACCUACCUCCUCCGGACAUGCCCCCCAAGUUUCUCGACAUCCCGCACGAGGGCUUGAGCCGCUUCCUCACUCCCGGCUUUGCAUCAAACCUGGCGCGCCGCGAGGAGCCAAAUAUCGAUGUCGAUGCUGAAGGUGGAAUGCCCAUUGACCUGGUCGGUAUUCCGGGGUUACACUUAGGCGAUGAGAGUGCUAUCAUGGCCCCCGAAAACCCUCAGCCUAUUGAUCCUGCUGAUCUCCCACUCCUUAUGAGCAUUGAUCAACUCCGAAACCCCGUCCAGAAGAAUACCAACGUCAGCUUCCUUCGUCGCACACAGCAUAUCUCGGUCGACCGCACCGCUGGAGCUGGAGCCGCUGUACCUGCCAAAACGCAAUCACGGCCAAAUAAGAAAGGAAAGCCUUCAAUUGAUGAUCCUAAGCACGUCAAGAAGUUCAUCACAAAGGGAUUCGAUAUUGCCUACCCGCAGAGCAAGCACACUGGAGAGGAUACCGAGAUCCACCCUGAAAACUCCAAGCUGAAGCCAGUCGGCUUCUUCCCCGUCUUGCCUGACUUGGAAGGUUUCCCCGAACCUGGCGGUUUCCUUCAAUUCAAGUUCGACAAGGCACCUGUGGCAGCCGUCGCAGGCAAGCGGGACAAGCGCAUGGAAGUUGGUCUUCUGAGCCCGGCCGCACCCGAACAACGUAUUGUUCACGAGCAUGAGUCCAAGGUGGCUCUUCACGAUGCGAACCCUAAUCUCUACCCUCACCCGGGCCCAGUGCCCUUCGACUACCGCCUAUUCCUACCUGAGAAGACCGAAGCCUUGAAGAAAAUUCACACGAGCAUGAGCCUGACACAUCCAGACAGAAACGACCCAGAACUUUACACCCACGAGUCCGACGGCAACAGAUACCACCGUUACGAUCGUGCCCGCACCUACGCAACAAGCGCCCAGACCUUCAGCAACGAACAGAAAGACAUCGCAAUGACCCUUUUCGAGCCGAAAGACGGCGAUACCAGACAACUGGCCGCCUACUACUACCCCAUCAUUGGCAAGGCCCGUCUCAAGCCCGAGCGUGCCCGUACCAUCGCGCAGGCCGGUCUGGCACCUACAUCCACCCAGCAGGACGAGCCAGAAGAGCAGGUCGACCAGAUGCACGUCACGGUCCGCGAUCCCGAUGAGCAAGAAGUCUACAAGCGUGCCACGCACCGCCUGCAGGUCGAUCCCAAGUUCGCGAGCAACAUGCCGCCUGAACCUACCGUCGUGGAAGAGGAGCAGCCAGUCGAGAACGAGGAUGCCGACAAGCCCGCUGAGGAUACUCGCAUGAGUGAUGACGAGUAG